Molecule: messenger RNA, 1722 nt
Organism: Hemibagrus wyckioides
Lineage: Eukaryota; Metazoa; Chordata; Actinopteri; Siluriformes; Bagridae
Gene: csf3a
Product: colony stimulating factor 3 (granulocyte) a
Exons: 5
Coding region: 515-1123 (202 amino acids)
Biological process (GO): neutrophil differentiation; macrophage differentiation; myeloid cell development
Cellular component (GO): extracellular region
Molecular function (GO): cytokine activity
Source: RefSeq, a predicted model, not a curated record
UUUGACGUCUUACACACACACACACACACACACCCAGGAAGUUGGAAGUUGGUUGACGUAUGUCUGAAAGUUUUCCCUCGGGUCUUCCUCCACUUAUGAAAUCCAGAAAGUUUAAGGUGGUUUAGUGAACAAACGUGUUCACAUUUUACAUGCAAUAACAAAGGUGCAGUGAUCAGAACACAGUGUAGCAGUGGAUACAUGGUGUGUGUGUGUGUGUGUGUGUGUGUGUGUUUGUGGUGAGCAGUGUACACUGCAACAGUCAUAAGUUUAUAUCAGAAGUAUAUUGUGUAAGAAGCUUCACUCACUCAGAAAUUUCCCUAAUUCCUCAACUCUCAACUGCUUCCUUUAUAGCUCACUUCAGGAGGAGAUUAAAUACUGCCUCUGUCCAUCCUCUCCACUCUGUAGAUCAUCUCUCCACUCUGUAGAUCAUCUCUCCACUCUGUAGAUCAUCUCUCCACUCUGUAGAUCAUCUCCACUCUGUUGAUCUCCUCCACAGCCAGCAGCUGCAGACACCAUGUCUCUUCUCCUCAUUCUGCUCCUGCACUGCUCUGUAGCGCUCGUGUCCUUCUCCUCACCGGUCAAACCUGGCAGCUCUCAGACCAGCGACUUCAAGUCCAACGUGCAGGACGCACAGAGCCUGGUCAGUAAGAUGCUGAAGAACAUUCCUGCUGCGCAGAAGUCCUGUGUGAAACAGCACUUUACAAAUGACCCAUUCAGUCUGGAGUACAUCAGGGAGACGCUGGCCAUUCCUCCUGCACCUAAACUCGCUCCCAUCUCAGAGACACACACCAUGGAGAUGAACCUGGGCAGAAUCUCUGAAGGUCUGCAGCUUCAUCAGCAUCUCCUGCAGGAAGUGAAGGUGAAGGUGGACUGUGCUGGAGAACUGAAGGUGUUACUGGCUGAAAUCAGUGAGCUGAACACACACAUCAGUAAGGUGCAGUCUCUGGCCGGGAUUCCCGUCUCGAACCCUCAGCUGGACUCGGGGUCAGUGCUCACUGCUCUCGGUAAAGACAACUAUACCCUGAACGUGGGGGUUCACCUCCUGCUGGAGCAGCUGCGGGCCUUCGCUCAGGAUACCGUACGCAGCUUACGAGAAAUUCAGCACUUGCCCCUGCGCUUUUAACUGACCAGAUAACUGACCUUUACACCUUUUACAUGGAUUUCUAUUUAUUUAUUUAUAUAUUUGAGGAUAUUUAUAUAUUUAUUUUUGUACUGGAGAGAUGAACAGACACACAGGCUGCCUUUAGACUGUAUAACGUUCAUAUUCACAAACACACUGUAGGGUCAAAAGUUUCUGUCCCCUGUCCGUCACACCCGUGUGUGUGUGGGUGUGUGUGUUUCCUCCACAGUAGUCCUACAGUAGUAUAGAAGGUCUGUGUGUGUGUGUGUGUGUGUGUGUGUGGAGUCCUGGAGUCCAAACCCUGCUCCAAACUGACACAAAGCAGCUCCAUGAAGACCUGGUGUGGAGGUGAAGGUUGGAGUGAAGAACCCGAGUGUCCAGCAGCUUAUUACAACAAGAAGAAGAUGAAGAUGAAGUCUGGGUUUAUUUGGAGUUUUGGAUGUGUCAGGUGUUCUCAUGCUACUGGUCCAGGACAGUGUGUGUGUUUCUGCACUGUGCUACGUUCAGUGUUUUUUUUUUGUUCACUUGUUUUUAUUUUUUAAUGUUUAUUAUUUAUUUUUUGAUAAGGUUUAUAGAAAGGUACAGCAUAGUAAAUGCGAUGU